AUGUCGACAACAACUUCGACGUACCUUCAGCUCCAGGAGAAGCCUACGACUUUUCAUCGUGGAUUUAUUACUACAGAGGAACAGUUAAAUGUUUCUACGUCAAAACCAGAAGAGAAGGCUUCUGGGAGACAACUAGUCGAGACAAAGCAGAGGGUGUUGCUUCUGAAAGGAGUCCGCGAACGGUAUACUUUGGUCAACGAUCAUGAUAUUCCCUCUGUCUCUAAUCCAAGCGAGAUCCUUGUCAAGGUUCUUGCAAUCGGUCUGAACCCGAUUGACUGGAAGGCUCCAGCAUUCAACUUCGGCAUACCUAGUUUGCCCUGGAUUAACGGACGUGACCUGGCCGGGCAGGUGUUGCAAGUCCCUAGCGACAACUCACGUCUCCAGGUCGGCGACAUUGUCCUUGUCCCCUCAACAGACUACAGAGACAUUCGCAAAGCUGCGUUCCAAGAAUAUGCCAUAACAACUCACUUCAAUGCGGCGCGGAUUCCAUCCACGACGUCGAUUCAUGCCUCGGCCUCUGUAGGAGUUGCAUUUGUCGCUGCAGCAUUGGCCUUGGGUGUCUCUUUUGGAGUGGACUUCUCCACCAUUUUACAGUCUCCUGGUCCUAAUUUGGUCAAUAUCGUGACUCAGCUCGAGCGAAAUGACAUCCCAGAAGAUAUUCGAGAUGAAUGUUUCUCUUCUAUUCGGGAAACUGAACGACUACAACGUGGCGAUUGGCUCGCGAUCUGGGGUGCAUCAACAACAACUGGACUGGUUACUCUCCAGCUAGCCAAACUGGCUGGACUACGAGUUAUCUGCAUCGCAGACGCUGCGCGGUAUGGCUCUAAGCUCCUCGCCGCCGGUGCCGAUGUCCUAGUGGACCGGCAAAAUCCUGAUCGUGCCGUGGAUAUCAUCCGCGGUGUGACUGACGGAAAACUGCGGUAUGCAGUCGACAUCGUGGGAAGAGACACCGCGACUCUACUUGAAAAGACCCUCGAUCUCACCGGCCGUGCACAUCUUCUGGGACUAACUGGUCUGCCCAAGGAGAGAGACGAGAGAAUCCGCUAUCACACCGUUCCCAUUAAACUCUUCCAUGAAUCACCGGCGGUGGGCGAGAAUCUGGUGUGUUGGCUGGAGAACUUACUGCAAUCAACAACACUCACGUUGCCGGACAUUGUUCAGGCCGACGGAGGACUGGAGGGCAUCAAUGCCGCUUUGGAGACGCUUCGGGCUGGCUCGGUGUCUGGCAAGAGGAUUGUAAUGGAUCUGGGUUCUUCUCGUUCGUGA
Messenger RNA from Penicillium lagena, 1266 nucleotides. RefSeq names its product zinc-binding alcohol dehydrogenase family protein. Bases 1 to 1266 code for a protein of 421 amino acids. The record is from RefSeq and is a predicted model, not a curated record. NCBI's taxonomy places the organism in Eukaryota, Fungi, Ascomycota, Eurotiomycetes, Eurotiales, Aspergillaceae. Gene Ontology annotation, molecular function: oxidoreductase activity, acting on NAD(P)H. The transcript is spliced from 4 exons.